This is a messenger RNA of Leptopilina boulardi, 1188 nucleotides long. Its product is annotated as acyl-CoA Delta-9 desaturase-like. The transcript is spliced from 5 exons. Lineage: Eukaryota; Metazoa; Arthropoda; Insecta; Hymenoptera; Figitidae. Gene Ontology annotation, cellular component: endoplasmic reticulum membrane. Bases 116 to 1093 code for a protein of 325 amino acids. The record is from RefSeq and is a predicted model, not a curated record. Gene Ontology annotation, molecular function: iron ion binding; stearoyl-CoA 9-desaturase activity. Gene Ontology annotation, biological process: unsaturated fatty acid biosynthetic process.
UGCUAUUUAAUUUCAUUUACAGUUUAUCUUUGCUUCAUCACACUCAUCAUUAAUUGUUGCUAAACGAAUAUAAAAUACUUAUUUUUAAUUUUGAAUUUUUCAAUAUAAUACACUUAUGUUGCAAAAAAUGAAUAUAGAAGAUAAAGUUGCGAUAGAAACUAAUAAUGAUAAAAAAUUUUCAUUAAAAGAAGAAUGGAACAGUUGGAUAAAGCAUUUAAAUUGGCCAUUUACUAUUUUUCAUAUAAUUAGUCAUAUUGUUGCAUUAUAUGGAUUUUUGACAUUUCCAUAUUUAACACAUAAAUUGACAGCAUUUUGGGCUUAUGCUUAUUAUAUUUUUGCUGGUUUUGGAGUAGCUGCUGGUGCUCAUCGUUAUUGGACACAUCGAUCUUUUAAAGCUAAAUUACCCUUUCAAAUAAUAUUGGCUGCUGGCUACUAUUCUACAGGCAUGUUUCAAUUGCGACGAUGGAUUAAAUUGCACAGAAUUCAUCAUAAAUACACUGAUACCGAUUCAGAUCCGCAUAAUAUAAAUCGUGGAUUUUGGUUUGCACACAUUGGAUGGUUUUUAUUACCAAAACAUCCGGAAUUUUUAAAAAAAUUAAAAGAAAUUGAUAUGAGUGAUAUUAAUGCUGAUCCAGUAGUGAAUUUUGGUGAUAAGCACUUUGUGAUUUUAACAAUUCUCCUUACGUUUAUUUUACCAACCGUUGUGCCAGUAUUUUUAUGGAAUGAAACUUGGUAUUUGGCAAUAAUUUCCCAAUGUUUUAUGCGCUAUAAUUUUGUAAUAAAUGCAAUAUCCUCUGUUAAUAGUGUUGCACAUAUGUUUGGCUACAAGCCUUAUGAUAGAACGAUACAGCCAAGAGAUAGUAAAUUAGCUCAAUUAUUGACACAAGGAGAAGGUUGGCACAAUUUUCAUCAUACAUUCCCUUGGGAUUAUCGUGGUGGUGAAGUUUCAAAAAUUGAUUUUAAUUUUUCUCUGUAUUUGAUUAAAAAAUUUGAACAAAUUGGAUGGGUCUAUGAUUGUAAAAUAGCAAACAAUGAACUUAUUCGAAGUGUAAUGGAUAAAAGAGGCGACGAUAGCUAUAAAUUGUAUAAAUAAAAAUUUUUUAAAAUUGAAUUUUCCAAAUAGAAAAUUUAUAACGCAAUAACUAUUACAUUAUGUAUUAAUUUAUUAAAGGGAUGUGCGAAAGCUAA